Molecule: messenger RNA, 862 nt
Organism: Vicia villosa (hairy vetch)
Lineage: Eukaryota; Viridiplantae; Streptophyta; Magnoliopsida; Fabales; Fabaceae
Product: dirigent protein 22-like
Exons: 1
Coding region: 60-656 (198 amino acids)
Source: RefSeq, a predicted model, not a curated record
CACUUCAAUUCACUCACACCCUCAUUAUUUUCCUUGUCUCCUCACUUAUCAUCACAACAAUGUCAUCCCAACAUUUCCUCACUUUGUUCUUCUUCCUUCUCCUCUUUAUCAACACCCUCACUUCUUCAACUUCAUCAUCUCACAAUGACGACACAUUCGAUUUUGUUCGUCCUAUAGACCGCAAAUUGUUAGGCCUAAACAAAGAAGAAAACCUAAGCCAUUUCAGAUUCUACUGGCAUGACAUAAUUGGUGGAAAAAAUCCAACUGCAAUUACGGUUGUUCCAUCACCAAAGAAACUGAACUCAACCUUUGCUUUUGGUUCAAUCAACAUGAUGGACAACCCUUUGACUAUAGGACCCGAACUGAGUUCCAAGCUUGUUGGAAAAUCUCAAGGCUUCUAUGCUUCUACAUCACAGGAUAAUUAUGCUUUUCUUAUGGCUAUGAAUUUUGCUUUGAUUGAAGGAAAGUAUAAUGGAAGUACUAUUACUAUCUUGGGGAGGAAUUCUGGUAUAAAGACUGUUAGAGAGAUGCCUGUGGUUGGUGGGUGUGGAGUUUUCAGAUUUGCUAGAGGCUAUGCUCUAGCUACUACUUAUUCUUAUGAUCCCAUAACUACUGAUGCUAUUGUUGAGUACAAUGUUUAUGUUUCUCAUUAUUGAUUUUCAGUUGUUGUACGUUUUUCAUUUUAUGUUUAAUUUAAGGAUUUGUGUUGGCUUUUACUAUGUUUAAGGUUCUUUAGUCUUGAAAAGCUUUGUGUGUGUUGGUUUUUAAUAUGUUUAUGGUUCUUUAGUCUUGAAAAGCUUUGCUUGGUUUUUCUUUGAUUUUGAUAUGGUAUCUCACGGCUUAAAAAAUGGAAAGAAAAAAG